Molecule: messenger RNA, 3316 nt
Organism: Magallana angulata
Lineage: Eukaryota; Metazoa; Mollusca; Bivalvia; Ostreida; Ostreidae
Product: carnosine synthase 1-like
Exons: 6
Coding region: 108-2942 (944 amino acids)
Biological process (GO): carnosine biosynthetic process
Molecular function (GO): carnosine synthase activity; ATP hydrolysis activity; ATP binding
Source: RefSeq, a predicted model, not a curated record
GAAAGGUAUAAAUAGAGGUGGAUCGACGCCGACGCUUCAGAGAGCAACAAAACACUAGUAAGCAAAGUACAUUAUUAAGGAUCUUGCAGGUCUAACCCUUGCAGGUCAUGGACUGUGUGGAGAGAAUUGAAAGCCUCACCGUAGAGGACUUUAUAUCAAAAAAGAAGAACAAACCAAGAGUCUUCAAGACACUAAACGCCGACAAGUACACAACAACAUGCGGCUCUUACUGCGAGUGGGACCGCAACGUGGAACUCGGACCAGUCCAUAACUCUGUACCCGUCCCAAAAGAAGAUGAACACAUCUACAGUUACUACGAUGCUCUUCAGUACACUCUCUACGAGACCAACUACCCAGAAACUGAAGACAGAACACACACCCCAAGAUCUGACCCACCAGAGUCUGGGGCCACCAUCGUAGUGCUCUCCUCCCCCGUCGAAUGUAUGGCCAUCCUGCUGGAAGGCGGUCGCACCUGUCCAGGUGACAUGAUGCUGGUUAUGUCCACCACUUGGUUGACUACCGAGGACAGCGACCGUGGCAAAAACCUCAGGACCAUGUACGUACACAAGGCCAUCACAUUCGACCGAGGCGGAAGGACCUACCUAGAUGUGUUCAGCCCACCCAGAAGAGUAACUUACUUCAUGGACUUCUUCACACGCGGGAUUACAGAUGGACAGAGGAAUGACGGUGAGGAAUUGGAGAAGGACCUUGACUGCCCAACAUCAAGCUCACUCAACCUCGUCAGAAGAACUGACGACAAGGUUUUGACCAGAAUCCAGAUGGCCGAAGCUGGAGUUGGAUACCCCGACACGCUUGCUUUCUGCUACAGGGUGCCCUACGAGUACGAGGCACCCGAGGGUGCAGCCAUUAAGGUGCACAAGCUGAACCAGAAAGUCGGGGUUGAAAACUUGGUAGUGGACGAAGUCGUAUGCUUCCUUGCCAGGUUAAGUGAUGAAUGUGAAAGGGUUGUUGUUAAGCCAUCUGGAGUGAUGUGGCACGGUAGUCAAGGCGUGACCUUCCAUAACAAGGAGGACACAGAAGGAAUCUCUCGCACAGUCCUGGACCUGCUCUCUCAGAUAGAACCCCAGGACUGUGUCCUGGUGGAGGACUUCCAUGCUCCACCCACUGGGGCUGGCACCGAGGGCCUUUCAUUUAGAUUACGGGUGAACGUUUGCCGAGGCCUCGGUGAUAACCCAGAAGCCACCAGCUACAUUUGUGGAGUUGGACAGAAGAAUAGUCCUAUCAACGGCGACAAUACCAAACCGCAGUCGCUGGAGACCACAAUGAGACAGUGGGGUCUCGAGAACGAGACCGAGAAUCUUAAGAAAACUCUUAAGGAGGGCUCAGAAACCCUACUGCGCAGAAUCAUCGAACACGAGAACAGACUCGAUGAAGAAGAGAAGGGAAAUGUCGGCGCUCAGACCGACGUAAUUGGUAUCGAUUACAUCUUGAGCAAGAGAAAUGGCGUAUAUGCCCCCAUUGGCAUCGAGGUGAACAGCCAUGACUGUACCAUCAACUGUCAGCUGUACGAAUUCAUGAACCCAGACCUCGCCGGCCUUUCCGUCGGUCCACUCAUCCAGACAAUGUGUGAAAGAUCUCAGAGGUACGCCAUGUCCGGCAAAGUCGUCGUCGUCGUUGGAGCCGGAGGAAGCAGCAAGAAAUUCAUUUGGCCAGCCGCCAAGAAAGAAAACAUCCGCGUCGUCCUGGUUGACUGCUUGCCCAACCAUGAAAUUCCCGAUGUGGCCAGGUAUCUGGAGUACGACUUUACCGACCACACCCAGGAUGAGACCCAUGCUAAGAACAUCGUUCAGAUGCUGCUGAAACAUGGAGCUGAACUAGACGGCUGCUGCACCUUUUGGGAGGACUGCGUGCCUCUUGCUGCUCGCAUCUGCGACAUGCUGGACCUUGAUGGCAUCGGCCUAAAAGGAGCCAUGAUCGCCAAGAAGAAGUCAUCCACACAGAACACACUGUGUGACCGUACUGCAGAUAUACCCCACUUCCCCAGAACGUAUCUGUACGCUGAGAGAUGCCACCACAUUGAAAACGAGUGCGAUUUGGAGAAUGCUGAGAAAAGCGUCGAAUUUCCCGCCAUAAUGAAACUGGAAUACGGAUCCAGUGCCGUUGGGGUUAAACUUGUACAUGACAUGGGAGAGGCUAAGGAACAUCUUAGUAGCCUACAAGAAAAACUAACAUGUGAGGAGGACCACCCAGGGAUUGGCCUUGGAUAUGGCAACAGCAUGUUGAUGAUGAAAUAUCUGGAGGGCACCGAACACGACAUUGAUGUCGUUCUAUACAACAGAAAACUAGUGGCCGCUUUUGUCUCUGACAAUGGACCAACAAAGAAGGGCUUCUUCACAGAAACCGCCGCUUGCAUGCCAUCUUGUCUGCCAAAGGACAAGGUGGGACAGAUUGUAACAGCAGCCUACCAGUGCUGUGUCGAAAUCGGCCUAGUCAGUGGCGCCUUCAACGUGGAGAUGAAAAUGACCCCCGCGGGACCAAAGUUGAUCGAAAUAAAUGCCCGUAUGGGAGGAUUCUAUCUCAGAGACUGGAUCAAGGAGAUCUACGGUGUUGAUCUGCUCCGCUGUGUCUUCAUGACCGCUUGUGGAAUCAAACCUCUGAUCAACAAACCCAAGCCACGCUACCAGAUGAUGGGAGUCAUGUGCGUGCCAUCCGUUCAUGCGCCAAUCUUCAAGAACUCUCAGACAUACGAUCUCAUCAAAAAUCUACACACCAUGGGCCACAUCCGCUACAAUGCCAUCGAAGACGAAAUCGAAGACGUGGAUUUUGAGACCGAAGAGCCAAUGUGUAACAUUGCAGUCCACGCCGGAAACGUGGCCCAAGCCAAAGAGAAACUCCUCAACUUCUGCACUUUGUUCCAUCUAAGCACAGAAGAGUAUGACGUGAAUCGCUUCUUGGGCAACUUUAAAGAAAACAUGAUCUAGCGAUAGGGUAUGUGCCUUAAUACCAUCUAAAAGGCACAUACACCCAAAAGCCUGAAGCUCGUUUGAUCUAACAACAGAAAUCCGUCAUCAAACAGUGCAGUCCAAUAUUGUAACUUUAUUUUCUUUUGUAUUGUAUUGUAUUUUUCAAUAACAUUGUUAAUGCGUUUAAUAUGUUUUUAUCAAGAGUGUGUAAUUACAAAUGUAAACUUGUUUACCAUCUGACAAGUUUUUUUAUAUUCCAUGGAAAGAAAUCUCGAGAUAAGCCAUUUGACACCUUGGCUAUGAGUAAAAUACAGCUGUUUUUAAAAGCGUUUUGUAACUGCAUUCUGGAAACCAAAAAAAAAAAAGAUCAAAUAAAAGUUUUUUAACUGCAA